Molecule: messenger RNA, 1038 nt
Organism: Coniosporium apollinis CBS 100218
Lineage: Eukaryota; Fungi; Ascomycota; Dothideomycetes
Exons: 2
Coding region: 1-1038 (345 amino acids)
Source: RefSeq, a predicted model, not a curated record
AUGGACUACCUCAAUUCCUCUUCUCAAUUCGUCAAACCCGCCCCUGUAGACCCGGCGGCGCAGCAGCUUCUGCAUGAACUGCCACCUGCGCUCGCGUGCUUACUCGUGUCUACUACCAUUCUUUAUACAGCAAUUUACCUUCUCCUAAAGGGAAGUCAUGCCCUGCACGCAAUCUCGACUUUCCUCUCCGUCGGGUUGUUCGCUGCAAGCCCCUAUGUAGCGCCUCUCAACUGCAUCGCAGCUCGCUGCAUAUACAAUUUUGCCAUCGAGAUCGGCAUCAUGAAAGCCCUCGACCUGUUCGCCCGCCGCAACAACCUCCCCAAAUACAUCUACGAACCUACACCGCCUGCCCCAACCCUCGCGGCCCUCCUCCUCACCGAGCUCCGCUACGAGUCCUUCACGCCGAACCAAAUCCGGCACUCCGCCCACGAGCAGUCCUUCUCCGAGCACAACCAGUAUCUCAUCCACAUCUGCAUGUUCGCCGUCUUUCAAAUGCUGCCGCAGAUCCCGCCCGUCAUCGCCUUCGAGAUCCUGCUCGCCAUCUACAUCAUCUGGACGUCCAUGCAGCUGCUGCUCCGCUACAAAUCCUCGCCCGCGCUCUUCGGCCCGCUCUACCACGGCGACAGCCUCGCGGGACUGUGGACCGAGACGUGGCACAACGCCUUCGCGGCGCCGUGCAUGAGUCUCGCGUUCAGCCCCGUGCGGAACACGCUCUGCGCGCUCGGGGUCCCCAAGAAGAUGGCAAAAGGCGCGGGCAUGCUGGCUGUGUUUGUGCUCAUGGGCUUCUUCCAUGUCUAUGCGCUACUGCCGCUGCUCUCGGCGGAGGGCCUGCGUAGGAUCCUGAUCUUCUUCGCGGGGAAUGGCCUGCUGACGGUGCUGGAGUUCGCCGUCUGGGGCAAGCGGAAGCAUUGGCUUAAGGCGGCCAUGGCGUGGGGUGUGGAGACUGCGUUUGCGAGUUGGACGGUGCAGGGCAUGGAGUUUCCGGAUGGGCUGAGGAAUCUGAGGUGGAGUCAGGUUUGUGGAGGGGCUGGAUGGUAG